UGUUUACGGACUAGGGCCCAUGUAUAGGGAUAGGCGCAGGCAUUUAACGUGUUACGUACGAACUGUAAUCUGAACGAAAAAUGUCAAAAUCCAGGGACUGUUUUUGGCACAAAAUGAAGUCUCUUUUCCCAUGAACGUGUGUCUUUUUUGUACGUAAAAUAAAGCUUCCUCGUAUUGUUUUCUUCAGAAUAACGUUAGAUUUAAUACUUCGCGGCAUAUUCAUAUUGUCGUGACGAACAUCUGCAUCUGCAUGGUCUGCAUCUGAUUCUGACGAUCUGACUUCUGACUUUUUUACAAACGCCCGCCCGGUGUGGCUAUCCCGUACUAGUAGUAGGGGCCUACAUACAGAUCUGAUUGGCACAAUGAAAACCAUAACCCAAAGAGCAACUGUUGCCUGCUUGUGCUGCCUUCUUUAUGUUGGAACGUUGCAUUUAGCUGAAGCAGACCAAGCCAGGGAGACCUCAAAACAGCAGUCUCUGCAAGAGCAGCAAAAACAGGAGCAACAGAAGCAGCAGCAGCAGCAUCAACAACAGCAAGCAGUUCACAGAACUGAGGAGAGUAUGCCAAAGGUUAGCCAGAAUGUACCCAGGGACGUUGGAGCUGGUAGUCCUUCAGAGGGCAUUGAGCCAAAUAUUGCAAACUCCAAUCAGGAAAUUUUAACUCAGGCAGCCUCAAAUGACAGGACUGGUGGCCAGAGCCAGCAAAAGCAGCAGCAGCAGCAUCAACCCACAAAAGAACAUGUACAUCAAUCUCAUCCCACUGGUUUGCAAAGUCCACAACAGCCACCUGUUCACCAGCAAGCAUCACAGACUCAGCAGCAGCAGCUGCAACAGCCACCACUUUCCGUGCAACAAGAGUUUGCAAACCAAAAAGUUCAAAACAUGCAUCAAUCCAAAACCACUGGUUCCCACAUUCCUCAAGACCAGCAAUCAUCACAGACACAACAGCAGCAGCAAUCACAUUCUCAAGCACCUAAGCAACAACCUAAUGUGGAUUCCAGGCCUACACCGCAGCAGGCUUCCCAAUCUGACCAGGUCAAUGGAAAAAUGCAGAUGAGCUCGGCCGGUAACCAAGGUACUGGCCAACCAUCAAAUCCAAGCCAGCAGGUUAGGCCAGAUGUGGGAUCCAGCACCCCAAACCAGCAAAGCAAUACAAAUGCCCAGCAGCACGCCUCUGGCCAGCAGACAAGUGGAGGUAGUCAGUCUACGGAACGGUUGCUUGAUCCCGAGAAGUUAGAGCAGUUACAAGAAGAAACAGAACGCCGAUUACAGCUGCUUCAGCAAAAACACAAACAGCAACAAGAAAUACUCAACCAGCAAAAAUUGCAGCAUCAACAAGCACAGCAGCAACAGCAACAACAGACUCCUCAACAACCUCUACAGCACCAAAAUCCACAAGCUGUUGCUCCUGAGCAGCAGCAGCAGCAUCUGCAAACUUCACAACAUACAGUCGAUCAACAACAUGCUCAACAACAUCCACACCAGCAACCUGCACAGCACCUGCAUCAACAUCAGCCGCAAGUACCGCAGCAACAAUCUCUGCAGCAACAGCAACAAGCUGCAAAUCAGCAGCAACCUUUGAAUUCACAGCAGCAACCUCCAGCUCAACAGAAGCUGCCAUCACAACAGCAAAAUCUACAAUAUCAGCAGCAGGAAAAGCCAGUACUAAAUCAGCAACACGUCCAACAGCAGCAACCCGCACAGAACCAGCAACCUCUCCAACAGAACCAACAACUUUCCAAUCAGCAAAUACACCACCAACAGCAAGUGCAACCGCAACAACAGACCUUACAACAGCAAACCCAACCGCCCCUUACUCAACAACAACAACAACAGCAACAGCAGCAACCUGACACCAAACCCCCAAAGAUACCGGAGCCUCCCAAAACUAUGCAGCACCAGCAAGCACAGCAUCAGCAGCAGUCACCCACACAGCAGCAGCAACAUCAGCAGCAGCAACCAGCAUCUCAGCAGCAAAAUACAGCAGCAUCCGGCUCAAGUCCUAAAUCGUCAGCAUCUAAGACACCAGGCAAAGAGGCAGAUGACAGUAAAGAUUUGGCCGAUGAGUUUGCUCCAAUUCCCCUGGCAGUACCACCUCUUCAACAGCCAAAGAUUGAAGAUGAUGAAACUUUGUUCGGCAAAAGACCACAGGAUCCAAAGGAGGCUGAAGUUUGGGAAAAGGCUAAUAAGAUGUACAAGGAUUCAUUGCCGUUGAUCAAUGGAAGCAAAGAAAUGAUUACACGAGGUUAUGGAUUAUUACGGGAUGCAGCGUACCUCAACCAAUCGAAAGCCCAGGAGUUGGUCAGCUAUUCAUACCUCGUGGGUAACCAUCUACCCAUGAACCGAAGCGGGGCUGAAGAUAUAUUCCUCCGACUUGCUGAGAAAGGGAUACCAAAAGGCCAAACGGGUUUAGGCUUCCUGUUUGCCAACGGCAUCAGCUUCAACUCCAGCCAAGCCAAAGCUCUGGUCUUCUACACCUUUGCUGCCCUAGGGGGUGACCCCCACGCCCAGAUGAUUCUGGGUUACCGUUACUGGUCCGGCAUUGGGGUGACUCAACAUUGUGAGACUGCACUGACAUACUACAGGAAAGUUGCCAAUACAGUUGCAGACCAAGUAUCCCACAGCGGUGGAUCAUUGGUGCAGCGGAUUCGACUGUAUGAUGAAGAUGAGAGUACAGGAUCCCAUGGAAGUGUGUUGGAUGAGGACCUGAUUCAGUAUUACCAGUUCCUGGCAGACAAGGGGGACACCCAGGCCCAGGUUGGGCUUGGCCAGCUGCACUAUCAAGGUGGACGUGGUGUACACCAGAACCACAUGAGGGCGUUUGAGUACUUCACACAAGCUGCAGAGGCUGGGGACCCUACUGCACAAGCUUUCCUUGGGAAGAUGUACUCUGAGGGAAGCCGGGUCGUCAAACAGAACAACAAGACUGCCUUCCAGUAUUUCAAGAAAGCAGCGGACCAGAACAACCCUGUUGGCCAGAGCGGUCUGGGCCUGAUGUACAUGUACGGCCACGGAACUAACCAGGACUACACCAAGGCCUUCCAGUACUUCCAAGCCGCAGCCGACCAGGGCUGGGUGGACGGACAGCUGCAACUCGGCACUAUGUAUUACAGUGGUCUUGGUGUCCGGCGAGACUACAAGAUGGCCGUCAAGUACUUUAACCUGGCCUCGCAAUCCGGCCACAUCCUGGGCUUCUACAACUUGGCACAGAUGCAUGCCACGGGCACCGGCGUCAUGCGAUCCUGCCACACGGCCGUCGAGUUAUUCAAGAAUGUUGCAGAGAGGGGCAAAUGGUCUGAGAUGCUGAUGGAGGCCCAUGACUCUUACAAGGACCACGAUGUCCACUCAGCACUCAUGCAGUACUCGUUUGCAGCCGAGCUCGGCUACGAAGUUGCCCAGAGUAACGUGGCAUUUAUCCUGGACCAAGGAGAUACUUCACUAUUCAGUGUCAACGAGACCUACCAGCGAGCUCUACUCCACUGGCAGAGGGCAGCAGCUCAGGGUUACACCAAUGCCAGAGUGAAGCUUGGGGACUAUCACUACUACGGAUAUGGCACGGAUGUAGACUAUGAGACUGCAGCCCUUCACUACAGGCUAGCCUUUGAGCAGCAACACAAUGCCCAGGCUAUGUUCAAUUUGGGCUAUAUGCAUGAACAGGGACUCGGCAUGAAAAAGGACAUUCACCUAGCCAAGCGAUUCUAUGACAUGGCUGCCGAGACCAGCGCUGAUGCCUACAUUCCUGUCAUGAUUGCGCUGUCGAAGUUAGGCAUCCUGUACACGUGGCAGUACUUGCAAGAAUUUGAGUAUGCAGAGCAGUGGGAGCAGCUGGAUAUGGAGUCUAGGUUUGGACCUCAUUGGGAUAUGUACCUGGUCACCAUUCUACUGGGCCUCAAUGUCAUCCUUGGACUGUACGUCCUCGCCAGGCGAAAUUAUCUCUAAUCUCCACCAUUAAAACUCCAAUUACUUUUCACGUGACUGGUAAUGUUGAUUUUUAUGUCAUGGGGUCUGUGUUAUUCACGUUUUUGUGUUAGGUUUUAAUCUGUUAUUUGUUAUGUUUAUUUUUGGUCAAUUUUAUUAUUUUACUUGUUAGCGAGUGAAGGGACUAAUUUUCACAGAGCCGCUAAGGAAGCAAUAUUUGCUUUGAGGAAAUCAUUUUGGGAAGCCGCAGUGUAUAUCUCACUGUGGUAAUCAAUCGUGCUUAGCGAAGCAUUUCUGCGCUUAGUAUUUUUUGCAUGUGUUCUGUGAAAUUUUCCUGAAGUUGUGUAUUUUUUAUUUGUAUUUUUUUGUCCAGGUAUCUUUGAGUGCCCCUGUAAGUGUGUUUAAGUGGUGAACUGUUCUUU
Patiria miniata (bat star) is the source of this 4339-nucleotide messenger RNA. Its product is annotated as protein sel-1 homolog 1-like. The transcript is spliced from 18 exons. The coding region runs from base 363 to 3938 and encodes 1191 amino acids. Gene Ontology annotation, biological process: ERAD pathway. Gene Ontology annotation, cellular component: endoplasmic reticulum membrane. NCBI's taxonomy places the organism in Eukaryota, Metazoa, Echinodermata, Asteroidea, Valvatida, Asterinidae. The record is from RefSeq and is a predicted model, not a curated record. Gene Ontology annotation, molecular function: protein binding.